Molecule: messenger RNA, 3864 nt
Organism: Malurus melanocephalus (red-backed fairy wren)
Lineage: Eukaryota; Metazoa; Chordata; Aves; Passeriformes; Maluridae
Product: solute carrier family 2, facilitated glucose transporter member 5-like
Exons: 12
Coding region: 67-1692 (541 amino acids)
Biological process (GO): monosaccharide transmembrane transport
Cellular component (GO): membrane
Molecular function (GO): hexose transmembrane transporter activity
Source: RefSeq, a predicted model, not a curated record
CCGGGGGCGCCCGGGCUGCCCUGCCCUGCCUUCCCUUCCCUCACCCCCUCCUUCUUCCAUCUAAAAAUGGGAGAGACCAGCCAGCCCGCCGGAGCGGGGCUGCCUUCCUCCCCCUCUCCUUCUCCCCCCUCCCCGCGCUCCGCCUGCAGCCUCGCCCCGCGGCCCGGCGGGGACAUCACUGGGCAUCUCACCUUCCCCUUGCUGUCAGUCACCCUUCUGGUGUCCUUUGGCUCCUCCAUGCUCUAUGGCUACAACCUUGCUGUGGUGAAYUCUCCGGCAGAGUACAUCAAGGCUUUCUACAACGCCACGUGGUCCCAGCGCUAUGGACACGGGCUGGCCCCCGGCCCCCUGACCCUCCUCUACGCCCUGACCGUCUCCAUCUUCGCCCUGGGCGGGCUGGUGGGCUCCCUGCUGGUGGGGGUGCUGGUGGAGCAGUAUGGCAGGAAUGGGGCUCUGAGCCGCAGCGCUCUCCUCGUCCUCCUGGCCGGCGGCUUCAUGGGCUUCAGCCGGGAGCUGGGAUCGCCCGAGAUGGUGAUCAUYGGCCGCUCCAUCACGGGGCUUCACUCAGGUAUCUGUCUCAGUGUUGUGCCCCUCUACCUGGGAGAAAUCGCUCCCAAGAACCUGCGGGGAUUCCUGGGUCUCAUGCCCACCCUCUUCAUCUGCCUGGGGGUUUUCUGUGCCCAAGUCCUGGGCCUCCCAGAGCUGCUGGGCAAGGACAGGUUCUGGCCCCUUUUCCUGUCAAUGGUGGUUGUUCCUGCCUCCCUCCAGCUCCUGCUGCUGCACUGCUUCCCUGAGAGCCCUCGGUACCUGCUGAUAGAGAGGAACGACAUCUGUGGGGCCACCAGAGCACUGCACCGGUUUCUGGGGACGCCUGACGUGCAGGAUGUGAUCGAGGAGAUGAAGGAGGAGCGGCGGUCGCUGUCCUCCAUGGAGAUGGUGUCGGUGUGGCAGCUGCUGCGGGACCGCUCGGUGCGCUGGCAGACGCUGUCGGUGGCGGUGGUGAACGCCGGCAUGCAGCUCUCGGGGAUCGAUGCCAUCUGGUUUUACACCAACACCAUCUUCGAGAACGUCGGGAUCCCCGUGUCCCAGAUCCCCUACACCACCAUGGGCACCGGCGCCAUUGAGAUCAUUGCCGGGCUGAUCGGGUGCCUCACCAUUGAGAGGGUGGGCCGGCGGCCCCUCAUCAUCACGGGUUUCUGUGCCAUGGGUGUCUGCUCRGCUGGCAUCACCGUCUCCCUGCUGCUGCAGGCCGCCCUGCCCUGGAUGCGCUACGUCAGCGUCGCCUGCGUGGUCGGCAUCAUCGCUGGCUUCUGCAUGGGACCAGCCGGUGUCCCUUUCCUGAUGACAGCUGAGCUCUUCACGCAGUCGCACCGCCCGGCUGCCUACAUUGUGGGGGGCUCCCUCAACUGGCUCUGCAACUUCACCGUCGGCUUCAUCUUCCCCUUCUUGCAGAUGUCAGCCGGUGCCUUUUGCUACCUGGUUUUCUGUGGUGUCUGCCUGCUGGUGGCCCUGUACGUCUACCUCAUCAUCCCUGAGACCAAGAACAAAACCUUCAUGGAGAUCAGCCACAUCUUCGCCGCGCGCCGCUCCGUCCUCUCCGUCCCAGCCCAUCUCAUCGGCAUGAUGAAGCUCGAUGGCUACGGGACUCUGGAGAGCAGCUCCCUGGAGGGCUCAGGCUCCAGCCUGCCCUGAUCUGGGUGGGCUGGGGGAAUGGGGAGUUGGAGGAGGCUCGGGGCUGGGGGAGGAUGUGGGGGCCAAUUUGCUCCAACCUGGUCAUCUCUGGGUCUCUCCGCGGCACAGCUUGUGCCCAGGAUGAGCCCCGUUGAUGCACCAGGGCUGCACCAGCUGCUGUGCUUGACCCCCAUGAUGAAAGAGAUGCCCCCACAGAGGUGAGAGGAUCUCCUGGGGAAGGGGGUUCUCGUCACUUCUGGGUGUGGGGCCUUGCCAAGUGGUUUAAUAAAGAGUAUUGCCACCAGAGCCAUCGUUUGGCACAUUUAGCCUGGAAUGGCAGCAAGCAGGAAUGUGCUAGGAUGGGUGGGUGCUUCCCCUGCACCAGGGAGGAGCAGAAUGUGAAGAGGGGMUUGUUCUCCUCGCCACUGUGGCUGGCUGGAAAGGUCAAAGUCUCCCCACGUUUUCUAGGAAGAGUGGUCAGGAUGGCUCCCAGGCUUUUGUAUCCCACCCCGAGCUGAUUGUGCAAAGCUGGAGCUGUUGCAGCAGGGCCAUAGAGCCGCUCUGAGCUGGGGGUGACUGGGCUGUCACUGUGCCCUCCACAGACUGCUGGAAGCCCCUGGUGCUGGCCUCGURUGCUGCCCCCACAGAAUGCUCCCAUGGAAACCCUGCAUGCUCCCAAACUCCCUGGAGGACAAACGGAUCCAGGAUGCACUCAAAUCCCUUUAUCCCCAGGAGCUCUCCAAGCACAAUCUCUCCCACAUCUGUGCCCUGAGUCCUGGGGGCUGUGUUYGGAGGGAGGGGCUGUCCUGUGUCCCAGGACCCCCACAGCAGCUCUCACAAACACACUCCAGGAGCUGUGAGUUGCAGGAAAACUACAACAUUUCGUUCUGGUGAGGGGUAAACCCAGGUGYUUGGAAGGGCUGUGUGGCCAAAACCUCUCAUGCCAAUGCAAACAUCACUUUGUUACAAAUAAUUCAGCCCUUUCUUUCUUUCCAGUUUCCCUCUCCGUGACAGGUAGGUCCACAGCUCGGGUGUUUGGUGUUUGUGGUCACUCRGUGAGGAGUCCACCCUUCCUGCAUCCCUUGGCAGGAUCUCAGGGUGCCUCUGGAGGUGGGUGGGCCCUGCACCCGUGGGGACUGGGCCAUUCUGGGUCACCAGUGACUGGCCCCAUCCCUUCCAUCCUCAGCCACCAGCUCAGGGCUCUCGUGCGUCUCGAGUCAUUUAAAGGACAUCAGUCAGAGCAGGGUCACGGCUCCGCAGCGUCAGCCGCUUCCCACUCCGCCUCCCUCCCGCCUCGGCUGCUCUCGGCAGCAGAACAGAGCGGUAAAUAUGUGCAGCAUUACAUAUGUAUAAUGGAGUGUAAAUAACCCCAAAAAGUGCAUUGUAAAUAGACUCCAAGUUUAUCCUUUAUUAAUGAGGCACUGAGUGCCCUGCUGUUUUAGAGCAGCGAGACUUUGAUAAUAUCAAAACCUAAAUUACACUUGUGUCUCUCAUUCCCAGCAAACGACAGCAUCAUUUCAGGCCUCUUUGCCACUUGUAUUUAUUUAUUCUGGUAUUUAUCUGUGUCUCCCACCCAGCAUGUGGGGCGGCUUGGAAGGUGCCCCCUGCCCUCCAUGUGGGGACAAUGGYCCCCCUGGGACCAGCCCCCCAUUUCUGGGCCCUGGCAGAGCCAAGGAGUUGGGAAUUCUGCCUUAUGGCCAAGGAUUGCUCUGUGUGGCCAGUGAAGUGUGGCAGACUGUGGAAAUGUGGGGUCAGGACCCAUUGCUGUCGGGGGUUCAGACACCACCAGAGCCAGAAGUGCCCUUUUUCCAAGGGCUGGGGGUCACUGGCAAAAUUCUAUGGUGACUUCUGGAUGCAUCUGGAGACCCAUUUGAGGGUCCCAUGUCAAAGGACAUGCCCAUCCUCUUUUCCAUCAGGACCUGGGGGUGAGGAACCCCCAUGCUCAUGGAACAGUGACAACUCAUCAUUGACAACGUUUUUUUUCUGAGGCUGUUGGUGCAAGAUCUCUCUUUGGGGUUUUCAGUUCAAACUGCCCCGUUCCACUGACCUGGUACUUUUGCAAAAGCAGGAUUUGGGCUUUCUCUCUGUCUUGCCAGGGAGGCAUGCCCAGCUGCUCCACUGCAGGCUUCUCAUGAAGGAUAUGGCUGGGUGAGCUCUGARCUGCUUUCCCUUGUCCAAAGCUGGYUCCCCAUG